CGUGAAUCUUGGCAAGCAUCUCUUCUGCUCGUUUUCUUGGACCGAAACAAUGCGAGUCGCUCGUGUAAGGUGGCUGGUCGGUGUCGCGGUGGUUGCCGCCCUGGUCAACGGACAGAGCCCUGAAAUCGAACUGCCCAUUCUCGCUCGCUCAGAAGAAGUCGAAUCGGACUGGACUACCGUGGCGUACGGCCGCAAUGUGCCACUGCUCGUUGGCAACGACGGCGGAUCAGCAUCAGGGGGUUUCCGCGUCUACGGCCUCAACGACAGCAACCUGCUAGCCGAAGUCAAGCAUGUGACGCCUGGGCGGACUAAGCUUGUAACUGUCGCCCAUGGCGUGGGUGGCAAAGACCUCAUCCUUACUAUUGCACAAACCGACUCAUACUUCCGCAUCUACGAUGCUUUGACAGUGGAGCCUCUUGGGCAGCCAGGCACGUUGACUCUUGGCGACUGGGCUGCUCUGUGCACUUGGAAGAGCCGCUCUAGUGGGGAGACCUAUGUGUAUCUCUUUGGAAAGGGUCAAGCCAAGCAGUUCCUCUUGCGAGCCGUGGAUGUUUCCUACGAGCUCAUAGAAGUCCAAACCUUUGACGUUCCUGUUGAGGCGUCAGCCUGUGCCGUCUCCUUGGAUACGAAGACGGUAUAUUUCAGCAACGAUGACAGCCCGGCCGUCUUGUCCUUUGCCACAGCGGAGUCCACCACCACGCCUAUCAUCUCUACGCUGGGCGAGGCCGAUGAUGAAGUGACAGGUCUGGCUGCCUACAUUGGCAAUGGAUCUGACUAUUUGUUGAUCGCUGUUAAGGACGCCGUGGCCAUAUACGACACGUCGUUCAAGCUGUUCGGCACCUUGAAGAUGACUGGGAACGACGAUAUCGAGGUUCGGGGCCUCAGCAUCUAUCAGGGUGCAACUGCCAGCUUCCCAGCUGGAGCGCUGACAUUUGCCGUGAAAAGCGACUCUGGCGCUGGGUUUGCUGCCUCCUCUCUUGAGAUGGCCUUCGAUAAGCUUAAACUCGAGGUCAACACCGCUUACGACCCUCACAAGUCUCCUAGCAGCCCUUACUCUCCAGUCUGUGACGAGUGCAACAAGAGCGGUUUCUGCGUUGGCGGCGGCAGGGGAGUCGGUGCUCCAAGCUGUGAGUGCUUCGCGGGCUUCAUGGGCAGCAAAUGUCAGGACUUUACAUGCACGGACGAUUGCUCUGGCCACGGUACCUGCGUAGGCGCGAACAGUUGCGAGUGUGAGACCGGCUGGGGAGGUCUGCAUUGUGCCUUCAAGAUCGUGACGGCCAGCAUUGAGACUGACGCCAAUGGUGGUGACGGUGACGAUCCAGCGAUAUGGAUCUCUCCCGUCGACCGUGCCGAGUCGAGAGUCGUGACGACAACCAAGUCGGAGGAAGGCGCGGGCCUCGCGGUUUUCGACCUGAGCGGCCAUCUCCUGCAGACGAUGCCUGGUGGACAGCCAAACAAUGUUGACAUCAUCUACGGUUUCGUGGCUGGCGACCGCACCAUUGAUCUGGCUUAUGCAGCCUGCCGAUCCGAUAAUACUUUGUGCCUCUGGGAAAUGUCCGAGAGUGGGCAGCUCAAAGAGAUCGCUGGUGGUUCACAGCCCACCAAGGAGGACUACAAGGUAUACGGCAGCUGUGUUUACCGCUCGGAGUUGACCGGCAAACAGUACCUCUUCGUCAACGCCAAGACAGCCGAGUAUCUCCAAUUCGAGCUCACGUGGGCCGACAGCGCUCUGAGGACGACGCUCGUGCGAAGCUUCACCGGCGGCAGGUGGGGCCAAGUCGAAGGAUGCGUGGCAGACAACGCAAACGGGUGGGUUAUCAUUGGCGAGGAGCCAUAUGGGCUCUGGCGGUACGGCGCCGAGCCUGAGGAUGACCCCAGCCAGCGUGUCCUGAUUGACAGCAUCGAAGGCGGCAUGUACGCUGAUGUCGAGGGCGUCACGUUGGUCGAGGGCGCGACAAAGGAGGACGGCUUCAUUAUUGUCAGCCAGCAGGGCGUGAGUGCAUACAACGUCUACCGCCGCGCUCCUCCGCACCAGUUUGUGGAGACUUUCACAAUCGCCGAGAACAAGAGUCUUGGGAUCGAUGCUGUGACUAACACGGAUGGUCUGACCGCGGUUGGAGGCGGGCUUGGGCAGGCUUUCCCAAGCGGGCUGGUGGUUGUGCAUGACGAUGCUAAUCAGCUACCGGAUGGCACCACUUCUAACGAAGCCAGCUACAAGUUCAUUAGCCUCGCAGAUGUUUUGUCUGGUCCACUGCUGACUGAGCUUGACGUCAACUGGGACCCAAGGGCAACUUUCAAGACCUAACUUCUUGUAGCUGGGUCGGGGUUUCUCAGUGUCAAUUUCGGACUC
This is a messenger RNA of Microdochium trichocladiopsis, 2350 nucleotides long. RefSeq lists its product as uncharacterized. The record is from RefSeq and is a predicted model, not a curated record. Gene Ontology annotation, molecular function: inositol hexakisphosphate 3-phosphatase activity. Lineage: Eukaryota; Fungi; Ascomycota; Sordariomycetes; Xylariales; Microdochiaceae. Bases 50 to 2305 code for a protein of 751 amino acids. The transcript is spliced from 3 exons.